Molecule: messenger RNA, 1470 nt
Organism: Emiliania huxleyi CCMP1516
Lineage: Eukaryota; Haptophyta; Isochrysidales; Noelaerhabdaceae
Exons: 6
Coding region: 1-1470 (489 amino acids)
Biological process (GO): positive regulation of protein ubiquitination; negative regulation of apoptotic process; regulation of cell cycle
Cellular component (GO): cytoplasm; nucleus
Molecular function (GO): ubiquitin protein ligase activity; cysteine-type endopeptidase inhibitor activity involved in apoptotic process
Source: RefSeq, a predicted model, not a curated record
AUGGCACAGGCUGGUGCCAUGAGUCAGUGGACAUUGCCACUGCACAAGGCGAUUGUGGAGCAGAGCCGAGCGACGGCGGCGCUUGGUCGGCAGGCGGAGGAGCACAAUGCAGAGGUGCAGCAGGGAUUUGAGCAGAUGAACGCCAACCUCACUCAAGGGUUCCAGACGUUUGGAACCAUGCUUCAGGCCAGCCUUGCCGGUGGGUUCCAAGAGCUGGCCGGUGCACUACGCUCGGCUCAGCACCCGGCGGCGGUGGAAUUUCCCUCGCCGUCCGAGGCCGGUGUGGCGUCGGCCGCCAACAACUCGGAGGUGUAUGUCCCGUUUGGUGCCACCGCUACCGCUGACGCGGCUCUGCCUGUCCAAGAGGACGACGCGCCGACGUUUGACCCGGUCUCCCGGUUUGCUCAGUUGCUAGCGCAGGCCCGGCAAGCGGGUGUCGACGAGCAUUCUUUGGAGAUCCUCGAAUUGGCGCGCACACGCCUGGCGCUCUCCGUCGAAGAGCAAGCAGCGGAGGCAGCUUUCGACGCCGUUGCCGCUGCUCAACCGGGGAGCUCGAUCUCUCCGAACCCGCCGCUGUCCUCCAGCGUCCGGGACCAGGAGGGGGGAUCUCUGACGUCCUCCCCGAGUGACGAGCUCGUACGGGCACGAGCGGAGCUCGAGCGACUCCAUGCCGAGCUCAAUGCCGUUCGGGACAGUGACGACGCUGGCGCCGUGGCCGUGGAGGACGGGAAUGGCGACACGCACAGCGGGCAAGGACUGCAGGUGGCACCAGAAGAGUUCGUGGCGCUGAUGGGCUUGAGUCACGUGAUGAACUUGAAGGACGCGAUCUCGGCGAGGCUGCAAGCCGAGACUGCUACGGAGCUCGACAAGCAGCUGCUGGCUGCAGCGCUCUCGCGUCUUGAGGGCGAAGCUAUGUCGAAUGGCGCGGAGGCAGCCGUGGGCCUUCCUGUGGCAACUUCUUCGCCGCCAAGCCUUCCACCCGUCUCGCUCGCCUCUCCGCCGAUUGCGGGCGGGGGCCCAGACCUGCUCGGCAUUCCCGCAAGGCUGAACCGUCGCAAACCGAAACCGCUCCACUGCCGGUUCGCAAGCUGCCGGUUCUAUGAGCUUUCCGCCAUCGACUCCGUUGCUCGCUUCUCCACCGGCCGAGCCGCCGUCCGGACCUGGGGCCUUUACAAGCGGGACAAGCCUACCGGGCCGCCCGGCGACCCUUUGCCGGCUGAGGAGCAACCCGUUGCGACGCUCUCACUAGCCGACGCCGGGUUCGACACGGGUCGCGCAGCAGUCCCCGAGUCCACCCUGGGCGGCGAGACCACGUGCAUAGUAUGCUUCACUCGGCCGAAGGAUCACGUCGCCAUCCCUUGCGGGCAUCAGUGCGCGUGCGCCGAGUGCUCCGCCAAGAUGGAGCAGUGCCCCAUCUGCCGCCAGGCUGUGCUCGUGUGGAUGGAUUCGUCGCGCAUUCGUCUGGCAUGA